AUGGCAGCCUUCUGGUCUGAUGCCAGAAAUGUGUCAAUACACGACGGACAUGCUGAAAAUCAGGCGCUGCAAGAGCUCUUGCACUUGGUGGAACAGCCACUUCCAAAGUGGGUAAAGAAGGGUCCUUAUCCGACCACAUGUAUCCAUCUCUCUUAUCUAGUCUGUGAGCUGACGAACCGGAAAUCAAGUCGUCACCAGACUCGGUCAAACAGGAACGAUGAACUUGCCUCAUUAUUCAUUCUUGCUCUGGAGAGUACGGACACGAUUCGAAGAUGUUGGAGUGACGGAAGGAAAGAAUACAUCGGCGCACACGUUAUUAUUUUGAUUACCAGCAUUUUCCGUCAAUUGAAUCCGGAUUGCAUCGCACUAGAAAACGCGUUCGUACCGCUUCCUAAACAUCCAGUCUGUGGAUAUAACCCUCUUAUGGACUACACGCCCCGCUUCUCAGUAGUUCCUCUCAUGUUCUUUCUGUUCGUCCGAAGUCAAUGA
Guyanagaster necrorhizus is the source of this 489-nucleotide messenger RNA. RefSeq lists its product as uncharacterized. The record is from RefSeq and is a predicted model, not a curated record. The transcript has 4 exons. The coding region runs from base 1 to 489 and encodes 162 amino acids. NCBI's taxonomy places the organism in Eukaryota, Fungi, Basidiomycota, Agaricomycetes, Agaricales, Physalacriaceae.